CAGAUUCCAGGCUGGCUCCCGGGCGUGACGUCAGGCGCGGGCCCGCCUGGCUCCCGGCCCGCCCCGGCCCCUCGCGCUCGGGAAAAUGCUGCUCUCGGUGCAGCCGCGCUCCGGCCUCCCCGCCUUCGCCUACAACAAGAGCGGCAAGAAGCAGCCCUAUGUGCCGCCGGCGCAGCCGCUGGGCCCCCCCAGCCCCAGCCCCGCCGGGGGGGCCACGGAUCAGCUCAGCAAGACCAACCUCUACAUCCGCGGGCUGCACCCCGGCACCACAGACCAGGACCUCGUCAAGCUCUGCCAGCCCUACGGGAAGAUUGUCUCCACCAAAGCCAUCCUGGACAAGACGACCAACAAGUGCAAAGGCUACGGCUUUGUCGACUUCGACAGCCCCACGGCGGCCCAGAAGGCCGUGACGGCGCUGAAGGCCAGUGGGGUGCAGGCCCAGAUGGCCAAGCAACAGGAGCAGGACCCCACCAACCUCUACAUCUCGAACCUGCCGCUGGGGGUGGACGAGCAGGAGCUGGAGGCGCUGCUGAAGCCCUUCGGGCAGGUGGUCUCGACCCGCAUCCUGCGGGACCCCCACGGGGCCAGCCGCGGCGUGGGCUUCGCACGGAUGGAGUCCACGGAGAAGUGCGAGGCCGUCAUCACCCACUUCAACGGGAAGUACAUCAAGACGCCCCCGGGGGUGCCAGGUGGGCUGGGGGGGUCCCGAGGGACUGGGGGGGGCCAGGGGCUGGCCAGUGGUGCUGACGGCCCCUCCCCACAGCCCCCCCCGGACCCGCUGCUCUGCAAGUUCGCGGACGGGGGGCAGAAGAAGCGGCAGAGCCAGGGCAAGUUCAUGCCCAACGGGAGAGCCUGGGCCCGGGACGGCGACGCGGGCACCGUGACCUUGGCCUAUGACCCCGCGACGGCGCUGCAGAAUGGGUUCUACCCGGCGCCCUACGGCCUGGCCCCCAGCCGGAUGAUCGCCCCCACGGCCCUGGCCCCCUACCUGCCCUCCCCCGUCUCCUCCUACCAGGUCCACGGCCCCGCCUGGAUGCACCAGUCCUACCUCGUGCAGCCCACGGGCGCGGUGCUGGCCCCCGCUGUGGACCACGCCGUCCCCCUCCAGCCCUCCGUGGUGGCCCCCCUGGCCCAGCAGCUCGGCCACCUCUCGCUGGGCAGCGCCGGCACGUACGUACCCGCUGCCACCGCCGUCCCCGGAGCCUUCAUCCCGCCGUACCCACCGGUGCCGCCUGCUCUCCCGCUGGAGGACGGCAGCGCUGCCCCGACCCACGGCCCCAUCGAGUCGCCGUCCGAGCCCGGCGCCUUCCCCUACCCCUACCCCAAGUAGCGGCGGGGGGGGGCCGGCCCGAGGGACCUGGCACCUGCCGG
This is a messenger RNA of Harpia harpyja (harpy eagle), 1371 nucleotides long. It is a transcript of the gene RBMS2, whose product is annotated as RNA binding motif single stranded interacting protein 2. Gene Ontology annotation, cellular component: ribonucleoprotein complex; nucleus; cytosol. NCBI's taxonomy places the organism in Eukaryota, Metazoa, Chordata, Aves, Accipitriformes, Accipitridae. The record is from RefSeq and is a predicted model, not a curated record. Gene Ontology annotation, molecular function: poly(A) binding; mRNA 3'-UTR binding; poly(U) RNA binding. The transcript has 12 exons. The coding region runs from base 86 to 1330 and encodes 414 amino acids.